Messenger RNA from Puccinia graminis f. sp. tritici CRL 75-36-700-3, 1860 nucleotides. Its product is annotated as methionyl aminopeptidase. Lineage: Eukaryota; Fungi; Basidiomycota; Pucciniomycetes; Pucciniales; Pucciniaceae. Bases 164 to 1423 code for a protein of 419 amino acids. Gene Ontology annotation, biological process: proteolysis. The record is from RefSeq and is a predicted model, not a curated record. The transcript is spliced from 12 exons. Gene Ontology annotation, molecular function: metalloaminopeptidase activity.
UUGGCGAGGGGCCAGCGGAGUUUUCUUGGGUUCAGGCCUCCCCAGCUUGAGCCAACCAUCACCCGGCGAACCAAGCAGAACCAAGCAGAACCAAGGACAUUGCGACUGAGUGCAGAGGAACCAUCCAACUCCGAUAACCAUCUACUCGCCCAACUCAGGAGUCAUGGUCGAACUGCCAACUAGACCCUGUUCAACGAACGGCUGUGGAAAACUAGCAAGCAAAUUAGAGUGUCCCAAAUGUAAACAAGACCCCAAUCUUCCAUCUCGUUUCUUCUGCUCUCAAAGCUGCUUCAAACAAGCCUGGCCCGAACACAAGAUCUCUUGUCAUUCCAACAUCCCUGCCCCCAUCGUCCCAUCCGAAUACAAAGGACCGCUUGGAACUUUCGACCCCUUUGACGAACAUAACUUAUCAUCCUAUCCGCUCAGAAAUCGGUCCAAAGAGACUCUUCGAGGGAUCCAACACUUCAAAUACACCGGGCCAUUGAGAGCGUGUUAUCCGAUCGAAGGUGUGCCGAAGAGGACUGUGCCCGAAUCGAUACCACUACCGGAUUAUGCAAAGGACGUUCAAUAUGGUAUUUCACCCUCUGAACAGGCAAUCUCCGGUCAACGACUCGGGAAACCUUUGAAGCCCAAUGAGAUUGAUGGGAUGAGGAAGGUUUGCAAGCUUGCUCGAGAGGUUCUGGACUUGGCAGGCUCUCACGUCCGGCCGGGAAUCACUUCUUUAGAGCUAGACAAGAUCGUGCAUGAUGCUUGUGUCGAGCGUAAUUCGUACCCUUCACCUCUUGGUUAUUUUUUGUUUCCUCGUAGUGUCUGUAUCAGUCUCAAUGAAGUAAUUUGUCAUGGAAUUCCUGACGGUCGGCCACUCGAAGAAGGGGAUAUUGUCAACCUGGAUGUCACCCUGUUCCAUGAAGGUUUUCAUGGCGAUUUGAACGCGACAUAUCCGGUGGGGAAGAUCAGCGAAGAGUCCGAACAUCUGAUCAAGUCGACCCGAAGAUGCCUGGAUCGGGCGAUUUCGAUCUGUCGGCCAGGCACACUGUUCAGAGAGAUCGGCAACAUCAUCGAGCCCAUGGCCAAACAAGCCGGCCUCAACGUCAACAAGAGAUAUUGUGGCCAUGGGAUCAGCCAGUUGUUUCAUGGACCUCCUAACAUACCACAUUAUGCCAAAUCAAAAGCCAUUGGAGAAAUGAAACCUGGAAUGGUUUUCACCAUUGAACCGAUGGUUAAUCAAGGAGUUUCAGAUGAAGAUCAUUGGCCGGACAACUGGACAGCAGUCACGAAGGACGGUAAACGGUCGGCCCAGUUCGAAGAAACAUUGCUGAUUACGGAGAAUGGGGUUGAGGUCCUGACCGCGGAACCGGGCUGGAAAUUGCCCGCCGAAUUCGAGGAGGUUGCCUUAGGUCAAGUCUUGGGGGCCCAAUCAUAAGCCCUGACCAUCUUGCCCUCUCCUACGUUCAAUCAUUCUCACCAUUGGCCGUGACUGGUUAGGGAAAUCAGUCAUGUCAGUCUUCCGAACAACAUUCUCCCUCCAGCUCUGUAUCUCGACCCCUUCUGGGCGCGAAGACGGCCGGACAGAUCCACCUGGCCAAUGCUCCGACAUCGUUCUCUAAGCCCCAGUUCCUUGUUUUCUUGCACUUUUGUACAGAAAAAAAAAUGCCUGCCUUUCCUUCAAGUAUCUGUUUUCCAUCUUCUAAUGUUUCGAGCAUUUGUCUUCCAAUAUUCGCAAAGCUUGUAGAGCGUCUUCGUAUUUGAUUGCUGUUUUUCCGCAUCUUCACGGUGCACCCCACAUACAAUCAUUAUCUUCCUUGAUUUGCAUUGCACGUUGGCAACUUCCAUCGUUGGACUAUAAAAUUGACAAUCGGA